ACACGCGUUGCAAUACGGAAGCACACGAUGAGCCAUCGUAAUUUCCUGCGUUAGAUACAUAAAGACAAACGAGCCGACGCGCCACUUGAAUACAAAAUUAUCUUCGAGAAUCGUAAUCGCGAGUUUCUACCUAAAGCUUGGUAAUUCCCUCUUGCAAAAAAAAGAAGGUAAAAUGACGUAGUCCAGUGAAUGUGCUGUACCAGGUCUCCGCAUAUUCCGAUGGUUACGUGGUAAACACACGGCAACGUGGCAUACAGGUGAUUAAUUCCGCUUGUCGGAACGCAGGCUUCUCCAUAAAUAAUAUCGCCAUUUAUUCCGUGCCGCCUUUAUGAGGACUGAUUUUCUUAUGGUAAUGUCGCGACAUAACGUGUAUAAUCAAUCCCAAUGUCACAGACGCUGAAGAAAAGAGAACAGACAAUUAGAAAGAACUUUAUUCGAUUGCGCGUUUUCCGCGCUUCAUUUUCCGGCAUGAACGAUCCUCUGCUCAUCGCUUCGCGAUUCUUGCAACAUCGUUCAGCGGACUUGCUUUGUAAUCGUCUUAUCGCCGCGCCGUUCCGAAAGACAAGGACAAACGUCAUUGGCCGCAACAUUGGGGUCUCUUAGCGGGCACGUAAGAGAUGAAUCGCGCAUAGAUACGCGCGGGAAGCCACACGGCCGGUUAUUAUCGUAGAUAUGGCUCAAAGGUAAUUAAUACUAUUGUUAUGAUUCAGACAGCGGUACGUCAUGACCGUACUUUGGCUAAGCGAUCCUUCAGUCUUCGGUCGGAGCUCCGAUGUACAGGUGCACGGCCGCUCCGCGUUUACCGGUUGGUACGCACACACGACACACAUGUAUCCGCCGUUGCCGCACGUUUCCCCGAAGCUUCAAGUGUAUCAUUCUGAGAGAUAACGUCGUGUCGCUUGAUUGACGACGCGAUAGUCCAACAUAACGCUUUAGACUCUGCGAUUCCACGACAAUAAUAAGUCGCUGCUGAAUACGAAAUGAGUAAUUUAUAAUUCAAAUGAUUAUGCGAUCGCAUAUGGAACUUCAUACGAACAGUAGGAGUGAAUUGCGUGCGGUAAUAUACCUUAACGUACCUGCGUGCCCUCGAGUAUCCGAUCGAAUCGCUUAAUGUCUCGUCGAAAGUAACACGAGCGAUGUGCCAAAUGCGUAAACACUUCAACACAUAGCCAUAUUUCCUGUUGUCAUAACUCUAUCGAUCAAUGAAAAGAAGUGACGUCCAAGAGAUGAGCGCUUUAGUUGACUGUGUCCAGGAUGAGAAAAUGCCCAGCGUCAUGAGUCACACGAGAUUAAAUGCGAGUAGCAGUACGCUCAGUGAUAUGGGAGAAGACGUGAGAGGUAAUAAAUUCAAUAAGUCAACUCAAAGCGAUAUCUCGCAGUCGGCGUGGAGGAUUCCUUGCGGUGGACAAAGAUCUCGGCCAAUGUCCAUGGCGUAUCUGCCAACGAAGCAGAUUCCGACGAGCGAAUCUAGCUUUUCCUCGCACAGUUCCAGAAGUGGCACGCUGUACCCUGUUCAGAGCGAGCUGGUCUUAUCACCUAGAAACAGGCACAACAACAACAGAUACGUGUCUCUGGACAUGAGGCCUAUCAACAAUCUUUCAUAUCCUAGUCCGCACUCCAACAGCUACAUUUUAGGCAACAGUACACCGUACACAUGUUGCUGUACGUGUGCGGGUUCGAAGAUCCCGCCGCCGCCGUCGCCGCUGGCACCGUUUUCACAAACUGAAACUGACGAUCAGAACGGGCAUGAAAGUCUCUCGUGGAGAAGGCUUCAUAUGAGCAGGGCGAAGCUGAAAGCAACUGCAACUACAUCAGAGCUUCUUAGUGGAUUUGCAAUGGUAGCAAUGGUAGAACUGCAAAUAAACGAACCAACAGCGGUACCGGAAUGGCUAUUUGUAAUGUUCGCAGUUUGUACUACUUUCUUAGUGUCGGUGCACAUCUUUGCAUUGAUGAUCAGCACAUAUCUCUUACCCAAUAUCGAAGCCAUAAGCAAGCUUCAAGUCUCGCGACUCGUAACGGAAUCGCCCCACGAAAGAAUGCGCGGUUUCAUCGAAUUGGCUUGGGCAUUUUCUACGAUACUCGGACUGUUUCUCUUUCUAGUAGAGGUGGCUAUUCUCUGCUGGGUCAAGUUCUGGGACUAUUCCUUUACCGCUGCCACUGCCAGCACCGUGAUAGUCAUUCCCGUGCUCAUAGUAUUCGUCGCUUUCGCUGUUCACUUUUAUCAUUCUUUAGUAGUAUACAAGUGUGAAAGUGUAGUGUCGGAUAUGAAAGAUCUGGAGAGUAUAAAAAGGAACUUGGAUAAUGUGACAAUAGGACAUACUAAUGUAUAAACUUAAGAUGAUAAUAUAACCUGUAAUAUAUAUGCAAACGUGAUUAUUCUAAAGUCUAAAAGGAAAUGCAUUGAAAUUAGGCUAACGAAUAAGAAUUAUUUAACUUAUAAUUUCUAUAUGAAUUUAAAUUAAUUUGUGACAGGUAGGAAUACUCGGAUUUUAAACAGAUGUUAUUCUUCAAUUUAAAACAUCUUUAAUGAGAGUGACAUAAGAAAAGAACACUAUUGUGUGGAUUUGUUAUCAAUAACUUUACUUUUCAAACGCGACCAUAUGAAAAUGGUCAGGUUUUAUUAUAUAUAAAAAUGUACAUAGCUGUACACAUGCAAGUCGAGAAUUGCAACAGUACAAGCAAGUGCUCUUUAGUAUAUUACCUAUAUAAUAUCCAGCAUUUAAUAAUAUCUGUGUGUAUACGGUUUAA
Molecule: messenger RNA, 2748 nt
Organism: Solenopsis invicta (red fire ant)
Lineage: Eukaryota; Metazoa; Arthropoda; Insecta; Hymenoptera; Formicidae
Product: protein orai-2
Exons: 2
Coding region: 1203-2330 (375 amino acids)
Biological process (GO): store-operated calcium entry
Cellular component (GO): membrane
Molecular function (GO): store-operated calcium channel activity
Source: RefSeq, a predicted model, not a curated record